Messenger RNA from Mesorhabditis belari, 211 nucleotides. Lineage: Eukaryota; Metazoa; Nematoda; Chromadorea; Rhabditida; Rhabditidae. The record is from the annotation of a GenBank genome assembly.
AAAAUCACCGAAAGAAACGAAAGAAUCCACAUCACCCACAUCACCAAUUGAUGAGGAUUGGGAAAAAGAAUUAUUGGCCGAUUUGACCGAUUACGAGAUGGUUGUCGAGCAGACGGGGAAAAGUGAUGAACAAUGGGAGAAAGAGAUCGGCGAUUUACUUAAUGAGGUGGAAAGCGAACACGAGACAAACUCUUCGGAUGAGAAGAAAAAU